AGACUUAGCACGGCCGGAUCGUGGCGCAGACGCAUUGACCGCGUGCGUUCGCAUUCCAAAUAGAAAUCGUAUAACAAUGUUCCCAUUACGGCGUGUUGGCAGUAAGAUUUUGGAGCAAUGGCGGACUCCAAUAGCUUCUGGUGCUAUUUCUCAAAGAAAAUGUUACAGUUCCGAUGUGGCUACGCCUCCUCCUCUAACUCUGCUGACUGACGAUGAGCUCGCCAUGAAGGAGACAAUCAGAAAACUGGCUACAGAACAAAUCAGCCCUCUAGUCAAGAAAAUGGAAGAUGAGCACCGCAUUGAUGACGGCAUUAGACAAUUGCUGUUCGACAAUGGUCUCAUGGGCAUUGAAACCCCAGCUGAGUACAGCGGUUCAGGUUGCGGUUUUCUGACAAUGAUGCUAGUAGUUGAGGAACUGUCCCGAGUAGAUCCAGCUGUCGCUGCCUACGUAGACAUCCACAACACCCUCGUCAACUCACUGUUCAUGAAAUUGGGGACUGAAGAGCAGAAAACUAAAUACCUCACUAAAUUAUGCACGGAAUAUGCUGGCAGCUUCUGUCUAACUGAGCCCACGUCGGGAUCUGACGCGUUCGCUCUCAAAACUGUGGCCAAGAAAGAUGGAGAACAUUACGUCAUCAACGGCUCCAAAAUGUGGAUCUCCAACUCGGAUGUCGCGGGUGUCUUCUUAGUAAUGGCCAACGCUGAUCCGUCUAAGGGCUACAAAGGCAUCACAUGCUUCAUAGUGGAGCGAGACACUCCCGGCUUGAGCGUGGCCAAGCCCGAGAACAAACUCGGCAUCCGCGCGUCCGGCACUUGUAUGGUUCACUUCGAUAACGUGAAAGUACACGAGAGUGCCAUCCUCGGAGAGUACGGGAAAGGAUACAAAUACGCGGCGGGCUUCCUGAACGAGGGUCGUAUCGGCAUCGCGGCGCAGAUGAUCGGCCUCUGUCAGGGUUGUAUGGACGCCACCAUUCCAUACACGUUAGAUAGGAAGCAAUUCGGGAAGAGCAUCUAUUCAUUUCAGGGUAUCAGCUACCAGAUCGCUCACCUGCAGACCCAGCUGGAAGCGGCCCGUCUGCUCACAUACAACGCAGCCCGGCUCAAAGAGCACGGUGUAGAGUUCGUCAAAGAAGCUGCUAUGGCGAAAUAUUUCGCUUCAGAAAUUGCACAGACACUGACCUCGAAGUGCAUAGAUUUCAUGGGUGGCGUCGGUUUCACACGUGACUUCCCACAAGAAAAGUUCUACAGGGAUGCAAAGAUUGGUACCAUAUACGAGGGAACAAGUAAUAUGCAGCUACAGACUAUAGCAAAACUACUUGAGAAAGAAUAUAAACAAUAGAAAAUAUUUUAUUUGUUUAAACAUUUUUGUAUUUUUUUAUAGAUCAAAAGCAAGUCAGAUAACUAAAGAGACAGUUUUUGUAAUUAAUUAUAUAUCUUAAUUAAAAAUUGCAGUAAUUUUUCCUUCUUUAGUUAUCUGCUGUAUUGUUAUUUGUACUAUCUAAGAAGUUCUGUAGAACAUGUAUAUAUUCAGUUGAACUGGGUUUUUGCAGCCCUAUUGUUAAUAAAAACAAAUUCCUUAUC
Messenger RNA from Diatraea saccharalis (sugarcane borer), 1581 nucleotides. NCBI's taxonomy places the organism in Eukaryota, Metazoa, Arthropoda, Insecta, Lepidoptera, Crambidae. The record is from the annotation of a GenBank genome assembly.